UGUAUUGGUAAUAUCUUGUUUCAUCUCCGUCCUCCAGGGCAUAGCCAUUAAAGUGGAUAGGGAGAGGAGAAGAUUGAGCCUGGAACUCUGGAAGUCUCAGACCGCCGACAGCAGCAGCAGCAGCAGCAGCAGAAGGAAAAGUGAAUAGAAAAGCGAGAAGGAAAGGGAACAUAGCUGUUUAGAAGGAGCAAAUGGCAGCCAUUGUUUCUCUCCCUUCCCUGUAUUCGAUUUCCAGAAGCAAUUUCAGUGUCACUUCUAAUUCCUCCCCUUCUUUGAGUCCUCCGCUACGAUUCCUUCGUUUUCAAAGAAGCCGCAUGGAGAAUCGUUCUGUGUAUCUGAUGACAAAGAAGUCCCCGGAAUCGAGAAGGAUUAUGUCGGUUGCCGCCGAGGACACUUUAAUCCCAGAAGAGGAGGAGAAGGAAGAAUCUCCGGUUGACCAGCCCGUUUCGGUUCCUGUCUCACCUUCCGACAUGCUUACCAUGCUCUUCCAGGCAGAAGGGACAAUGGCUGAAUCUAAUGUUCCGACUGUGACCAAAGCUUUACAGGAAAUAGAGGGAGUAGGUGAUAUAAAGGUUCAAAUCGUUGAGGGUAUUGCCAGUGUUGAGUUAAGUAAGCAAACAACAGUACAAGCAACAGGGGUCGCUUCAAAUUUGGUUGAGAUCAUACAAGGAACUGGCUUCAAGUUGCAAACUUUGAAUUUGAGCUUUGAGGAUGAAGAGGACAAUGUUAACUAGAAUUUAUUAGAUUCCCUCUGUAAGUAGUCUGAAGUUGCUCCAUCUCAGUUUCUUGCUGUUGAUAUCCUGAAACUGGAUAAUAUUCUGUAUCCACUUAUCAAUAGAAAUUCCCUUUCCAUCUCA
Macadamia integrifolia is the source of this 857-nucleotide messenger RNA. RefSeq lists its product as uncharacterized. The record is from RefSeq and is a predicted model, not a curated record. Gene Ontology annotation, molecular function: metal ion binding. The transcript is spliced from 4 exons. Bases 192 to 734 code for a protein of 180 amino acids. Gene Ontology annotation, cellular component: chloroplast. NCBI's taxonomy places the organism in Eukaryota, Viridiplantae, Streptophyta, Magnoliopsida, Proteales, Proteaceae.